AUGCCAUCCUUUCCCGAAGCGGAGGACCAAGAGCGCGCGCUUUUGGUGGAGGGUGAGGCUGAUCCGGCUUCCAGAUUGGCAGCAAGGAGUUGCCGAAGACAUUUGACAUGGUUGGCCAUCAGCCUUGCGGCGUUUGCGGCAAGUGUGAUUGUACUCGGCAAUGCCUCUGCCGUGUUGGGAAGACAGGAUGUUUCCCGAGCUGGGGUAAGACCGACAGCCUUCGUGAUAGACGAGCCCCUUCCAGCUCUUCGUGAUGCGGGGAAGGACCGGCCGACAGCCAGCCCACAAGAAGCAGACCGGACCGUGAAAGUUGCUGCAACCACACCUCCGCCAACGAGACCGCAGAACCUCAGAGCGAGAGCGGGGAGUGCGCCGAGCGCGGCAAAUUCCACUUCCACUGCAUGCAAGACAGCUCAGCCUGGAAGCGAGUGCUACAAGGCCGUCCUUUGGGCAAAAUGGAUUGGCCUCGUCGAACACCCUGAUUGGUACAGUGGUCUGGAUCGUAAAACUGCUAACCGCGGUGCAAUACAGGAGUGGCUGGCGGGCAAGGGGCAAGGCGGCUGCAGCAAGCCAUGCGAUGGCGAAUAUCCUUUGCCUCCGCUGGACAAGGGCAAACCGUCUCUCUUCUGCUUCUCCGUAGCAAGAGUUGGACCAGAGAUGGAUACCAUGUAUAUGCAACAGCAGAUCCGAGCAGGAAUCUUUGCUUGCGACGGCUUUGCUGUCUACAGCGACAGCUCGGUGGAUAUUGAUGGUUUGAAGACGAGAUUGAUUCCAUCGACAUAUUCUGGAGUGAGCAGAGACGGCUACGCCGCCAACACUCAAGUGUUCAUGAACACAUGGAUGGCAUUACUGACCGGCACAGACUGGUACAAGUACGACUUCAUUGCGAAGGUUGACCCGGACUGUGUCUUCUUCCCAUCGCGGUUGCGGGGCCAUGUGGCCAACUACGUUGGACAGAACGCAUUUUUCCUGAACUGUGGCAAGUACAUUCCAGUAACCAUGUACGGUGCGUUGGAAGUCUUUUCGAAGUCUUCCUUGGGUGCAUAUCUGUCGCAGCAUGGAAGGUGUGAGCAGCGGUUCCCUUUUGGUGCCUGGGGUGAAGACAAGUACAUGACCAACUGCCUCGAGAUGCUCGGAAGCAGGGCGGUUGUGGACUUCGGAAAUUUCUUGCACGAUGAACGCUGCUGGGGCGUCGAUUGCGGAAACAAGGCCGCUGUGGCGUUCCAUGCUUUCAAGCAAGUCGACAAAUGGUACAACUGCUGGUUGCUGUCCCAGAACGACGGGUACUGA
Symbiodinium pilosum is the source of this 1290-nucleotide messenger RNA. The record is from the annotation of a GenBank genome assembly. NCBI's taxonomy places the organism in Eukaryota, Dinophyceae, Suessiales, Symbiodiniaceae.